CGAGCAGCAUCCGCGAGCUGCAUAUGCUUUCAACGUGCUGCACCCAAGCCACACUGUCUGCGAUUCGUUGCCCCUAGCUCUGCCUGUCGCCACAACUCGCGCUUUAGGAGGCUACAGCAGUCUGCACGGGAUCAUUGACGCGCACCAACAUCACCGUCUGAACGAAGCUUGAGCGCGUCCACCAGCUGCGGGUGGCCAAGGGCAAGGCGCCUGGUUCUGCUCACUCCAGCUUGGACUUUGCACUUCGAGCCGAGAUAGGCGUAAAGAACCCGGAGGGGCCCUGAACCUACGCUAAAAUGGGUGACGCUUUCCUCAACCAGCCAGAAUUCUUCGAGGUCAACCUCGGCGAGUCAUUGGAAUCUCGAACAGAGACCUUAGCCUCAUUCCGCGAGCUGGGACCGCCAGAUCUGUGUCAUGUCAUCAAGACGACGGGUAAGGCUGCAUCCAAGGAUAUCGGCUCGUAUCACUACGUCUCUGGCGUGGACGCCUCCUCGUCAGCCGCGCUUGCUGCCUACAUCAACUCGCUAACAUACGAGCUAGACCAGAAUCCAGCUUGGUUCUCCGGCAAGGGCCCCUACAAGCUCAAGUCAGGGACCUACUGCUGCUUCAACGCCUUCUCCCGCGUCGACGUCCGCGUCGAGGUGCGCAUUCCCGGCAGCGUCGAUGCCUACGUUGUCGACCUGCGCGGUGAACGACAUCCGCCGAAUGCAGAGCUAUGGCAAGAGGUCUACCUCUCGGCGCUCCUUCGAAGCAUACUAUACGCCGAUGAUGUCAACUACCGCCUCGCGGGCUACCGCAAGCUCGACCCGAUCGCCUCGCCAGAAGCAGAGCAUAGGUUCCUGCAAGCGGCUGAGAACCUCUUCUUCAAAGGUUGGCAGCUCGGGUCCGACCCCGAGAUCCAAGUCGCCACCGUCGUCAGCAACCACCUAAGUAACGGCAUCUUGAAAUAUUUUGGAGAGGCGAAUCGUUACGAGCACGCGGUCAACCUCUUCGAAAAGUUGUACGCGAGAGAGCCGGAGGUCGCAGCGCUCGUCGCUUCAGCGUACAUCGGGAUGCACGAGGAGAUGAAAGCCGUGCAGAUCAUGCACCACGCUAUUCGGGAGAACCCUCAGUCAUACGCCCUAUUGCACGUACAGGCGGACUUUCUGAGGAGCAGGGGCAAACAUGACUGGGCACUCCGCCUGGCCAAGCAGGCUGUUAACUGCGCGCCGUCAGAAUUCACCACUUGGGCGAAGGUGACAGAGUGCUACAUCGACCUGGGCGAUUUCGAAAGCGCACUCUUCACACUGAAUUCGUGCCCCAUGUUCACCUACAACGAACGUGACUUGCAUCGCAUGCCACCACCUGCACGCUCUCACCUCCCCGUCAAACAAUUCAUCGCCGACUCGAGCCUGCUGAACGAAGACAAUGCCAAGGACAAUGAAGCGGACGUCGCGCUGCUGCGUCUGCCAGCUCCGGCGCUACGGGGGACGUUCGCCAAAGCGUACACCCUCCUCACCAAGCUCGUCUCGCGCAUCGGCUGGGAUGAGCUGCUGAAGCGCAGGAGCGCGGUGUUCGUCAUGGAGGAAGAGUACAGGCUGCAAAAGUCUGGACAGGAGCCAAGGAGCACCAAUGCAGCGGAGAGCGUGCCCGGUGCUAACUCUGCCGCCGCCGCUGAGGUGCAGCCUGACAUGGCGGCUUCCUCUGUCAUCGACUCUGCCAACACCAACGGCACUGCGGAUGGGGUAGCAGCAACAGCUACGCAAGAGGAUGGUGAUGCGAGGGCAGAUGCUGGGCCAGAGAAUGCAGAGGAGCAAGAACCAGGCGAUUACUCGGAGACGGCAGACGGAGGGGAUGGCGAGAAGGAAGAGACGAUCCAGCUCGGGGAAAAGCUUGGUGGGCUGGGCAUCAACAGCGCAACGGACGCUUCCUCCCAAUCGAUACCCACCAUCAAGAUCUCUACCGAGAGUGAUCACGAACGCGAACAAGAGGCGCUGGACCAGUAUAUGAAGGACGAGUUGACGGAGGAUGGCAGCAAGGAAAAUGCUUCUGCCGGCGACGACACGGCCAACACGUCAGUCCGCGUUCAGCCGCCACCGCUCGAGAAGCCAGCGACAGCGCAAGCGAGUCACUCUCACGAGCGCACGGACAGCGCCGCUGCUGGCACCGGCACUGUUGGAGCUGGAGCUGGCGUCGUGAAUGGGUCGGUGCAAGCGGAUAAGCACAAAGCCGUAUCCGCUGCUGUGGAGAAGGACCUCCACAGCGCUGGUGGUGUGACUGCUGCUGCUGGCGGGGGCGCGUACACUUUCAGCAACAAGCGGCUAUGCGAGCGAUGGCUAGAUAACCUGUUCAUGGUGCUGUACGAGGACCUACGAGUGUACACGAUCUGGCGUGCGGAGAUGGCACACUACAAGGCGCAGAACAUACCGUACAACAAGACGGGUAUGGAAUGGGAGAUUCUAGGCGAUCUCGCCUCAAGGCUGCAGCACAAGGAAGAGGCGACGGAAGCUUUCACUAAGUGCAUCGAGACACGCUUCUCUGCGAAAGCGUACCUUAGUUUACUGGAUAUGUACAUGGAAGCCAAAGACCUUCGACGAACACUUUGGACUGCAAUCAAGCUCACGACAUAUCACCACCGGUGGUACAUGGAGGGCUCGUUCCCCGGCGCCGUUGCAAAGUCACUCUUUACACUCAUCAAAACGGAAGGACUUGCGAAAGUCUCGUACACGCUGGUGUCCAUGUCGCCACCACAGCCUAUACUCCGUCUCAUGCAAAAUUACUUCGCCUAUGCGCAGCUCUUUCGGGUGCCAGGGCACGACUGGUGAUGUAUAAUACGCUUACAUCGUAAAUGAAUAACGAUCCACCAGGUCACCUUCAGUGGCUUUCGCAGGUUCGCAGAUCCGAUGGAACCGCUCGCGAAGGAUGGACCAGGUGGAGUUGUGCAACCCGGCCCAACUCCGCCUCUUUCAAUCGGUGCAAACAAACCAACAGAGCCGCCUCGCCUCAUAAAAAGGAUGCAAC
Messenger RNA from Tilletiaria anomala UBC 951, 3000 nucleotides. Its product is annotated as chaps-domain-containing protein. The record is from RefSeq and is a predicted model, not a curated record. Gene Ontology annotation, cellular component: exomer complex. Gene Ontology annotation, molecular function: protein binding. The transcript is spliced from 11 exons. Bases 297 to 2804 code for a protein of 835 amino acids. NCBI's taxonomy places the organism in Eukaryota, Fungi, Basidiomycota, Exobasidiomycetes, Georgefischeriales, Tilletiariaceae. Gene Ontology annotation, biological process: Golgi to plasma membrane transport.